GCGCGUGGAAACCAUGGCGUUCCCUUGGACCGUCUGACCAGGGGUAACAGAAAAAUAUUCAGUCGAGCAACGCAUGUUUGCCCCAUUUGAGCUACGAUAAGCUUGGAUUCCGUGACUAAAGAAAAUGGGGUCUCGUAUCAAGGAGAGCCCAGAGUCAACGUUCGAAGUGUAUGUGGAGGUGAUACACCCUGGAACGGCAGGACCAGAUCCGGAGGUGCGCAGGCGAUUCCCGGAGGACUACAUCGACCAGGAAACCCUGCAGACGCUGCCCAAGUUCUGCUUCCCCUUCAGUGCGGACAGUCUGUCAGUAAGCCAGGUGGGCCAGAACUUCACCUUUGUUCUGACUGACAUCGAGAGCAAGCAGCGGUUCGGCUUCUGCCGCCUGUCAUCAGGGGCGCACAGCUGCCACUGCAUACUGAGUUAUCUUCCGUGGUUUGAGGUGUUUUACAAGCUGCUCAAUACCUUGGCAGACUACAGUCUCAAAGGCCAGGACAGCCAGUUGAAGGAGCUGUUGGAUUCACUACAUGCCCUCUCCAUUCCUGAACCUGGAGUGCCUGUGCAUCUGAGUGUGCAUUCUUACUUCACCGUGCCUGACUGCAGGGAACUGCCCAGUAUACCUGAGAAUAGAAACCUAACAGAGUAUUUUGUAGCCGUAGAUGUCAAUAACAUGCUCCAUCUGUACGCUAGCAUGCUUUAUGAGCGUCGAGUCCUGCUCUGCUGUAGCAAACUAAGCACUUUAACGGCUUGUGUCCAUGGAGCGGCGGCCUUGUUGUAUCCCAUGUACUGGCAACAUGUUUACAUUCCUGUCCUUCCACAGCACCUCAUCGACUACUGCUGCGCCCCCAUGCCUUACCUCAUUGGAGUCCAUUCCAGUCUGAUGGAGAAGGUGCGGAGCAUGGCCUUGGACGAUGUGGUGGUGCUCAAUGUGGACACCAACACUCUAGAGACACCUUUUGAUGACCUUCAGAGCCUACCCAAUGAUGUGGUGUCGUCCCUGAAGAACCGUCUGAAGAAGGUCUCCACCACAACCGGUGAUGGAGUGUCCAGGGCCUUCCUCAAAGCCCAAGCUGCCCUCUUCGGCAGCUACAGGAACGCACUACAGAUUGAACCGGAGGAGCCCAUCACGUUCAGUGAGGAGGUGUUUGUGGCCCACCGCUCCAGUGCCAUGAGGCAAUUCCUGCAGAACGCUAUCCAGUUGCAGCUCUUCAAACAGUUCAUAGAUGGCCGUCUGGACCUGCUGAAUGCGGGAGAGGGUUUCAGCGACGUGUUUGAAGAUGAGAUCAACAUGGGGGAAUAUGCAGGCAGUGACAAAGUGUACCACCAGUGGCUACUAACAGUGAAGAAGGGUGGUGGCGCGAUAUUCAACACUGUAAGGACCAAGGCCAACCCGGCUAUGAAAACCGUCUACAAGUUUGCCAAAGACCACGCCAGGAUGGGCAUCAAGGAGGUGAAGAGUCGACUGAAGCAGAAGGAGCUGACGGAGAACGGCUACUCGGCGGCCGGCGAGGACGGACAGAGGCCCGCGCCCACGCGCUCCCCCUCCGCCGAUGGCAAGGACCUGCGCACCUGGGACGACCGCCGGCCAAUUACAGUGCACUUUGGACAGUCAGCACCUGCACGUCCAGCACCCCCACGCCCCCCUCCUCCCAAGCUCCAGCGCAACAGACCUGCCCGUCCACCCAGGCCACUGGUAGCCAAGAGACCACGCAGCAAUGUGGGCAUGGAGAACAGUCCUGAACACUACGUCCGUCCGACGCGGCACUACACCGUGUUUCUUUCCGAGGAGGACUCAGGCGACGAGCUCCAGCAUGACGACGACUCCAUCACUGGCUUCCCCGAAAACUUUCUUUUCUCGACCCCCUUUGAAUGGCCGCAGCCCUACCGCUCUCUUAAGGAGUCCGACCUCAUGGAAGGGGAGGAGGCCUUGGGUGACGAGAGACCCCAGGGACACACGGCUCCCCCCAGUCCGGUCAGGGAGAAGUACUCGGACGUCAACCUCCUGGGCGAUAUCCUCAAUUACCAGGAGGGGGAGACAGAGAGCCAACAGCUCAGCCUUGCCAAGAGCCUGGAGGACCUGAGGCUCCCGAAAGACCCAGCGGAACAGCAGGCCAAGUUCAGCUAUCAGCGGAUGGACCUCAGUGGCAGUGAGCGGACACGAACGCUACCAGGACUCAAACACUCCAACCCCUACAACAAGCUGUGGAGCCAGGGGCUGGAUGACAUGGCCGUGCCUGGCCGCACCUCCCCCACCUGGGAGAGGCCUCUGUCAGUGCCCCCACUGGAGCCCCCGGACCCCCGGCCACCCAGCGCAGACAGCGGCGGCCCCGGCCAGGAGAGGCCCCCAGACGGAGGCUGCAUCCCCAUUCCGCGGCCACAAGGCCGAAAGACCCCCGAGCCGGGCAAAGUGCUGGCGCCUCCUGUGCCCUUGCCGCGGGCAUCCAAGCAGGCGGGCGGCGGUGGCGAGCCGAGGGAGGGCGCGCGGAGUGCGGGCGGGCAAGAGUUCCGGCAGGCCCUCAACAUGUCCCCGCUGUCGUCCUCCUCCUCCUCCACUGCCCAGGACACGGACCUGAUGAAGCAGGAGGUGGACCUGCUCAGCCUGCUGGACCCUCUGAGCACGAGCGCAGCGUCGGCCUCCUCGUCCACCUCCACUGCCGGGGAGUCGGACCACGCGGGGACCACGCCAGCACAGCAGCAGCCGCGGCCGUACCCCCAGAGCCUGCCCCCGUUCCCCCACGUGUCCCUGAACCCCUUCGCCCAGCCCGGCAUGCCCUACGCCCCCCACAGGUCCUUCUCCCCCGUGGUGGGGAGCAACCCCUUCAGCGCGGCCUACAUGUCCCCCGCCACGGGCGGCUACUUCCACGCGGCUCACACCCCGCCGCCCGGCAUGUUCCGCCAGCCCUCCUCGGCGGGGCCCGGUCUGCCCCCCCACGCGCUCGGGGCCCUGCGGCAUCCUGCCUUCGCCCGCACGGGCCCGCCUCCGUCCUCCUGCAGCAGCGGGGCCCUGUCCAGUUUGCUGGACUCGCCCGCCGUCCCGGCAUCACGUCCGCUGCCAAAGCCCUUAGCUGGGGGGGAGGACGCCGCCGCCGACCAGCCCCCCCAGGACCCUUUCAGUGACCUGCUGGCCAUGGCCAAACCUGCGGUCACUCCUGCAGCGCCUCCGAAGAAACGUGUGGAGAACUUGCGCAGGCACUGGGAGACGUUUGACUAGUCCACGCCCUCCUCAUCCUCCCCUCCAAGAGAGAAACAAAGAACACAACCAGCCUCCCUCUGCUGUCUGGUCUAUCAAUCAAUCAAUCAAUCUGCUGCUGACCAAUGACAGACUGCGCUGGGUGUGUAUGUAUGUGCAAGUCACUUGACCAGAAGAGAGCUGAAGAGUGCUGAAGGGGUGGGUUUGUGUGUGUGUGUGCUGAAAUCUGGACACUCUUAAAUCCUCAGCUGCCCACUUGCGUGUGCGUGUGUGUGUGUGUGUGUGUGUGUACAUGACGCACGCUACACAUGGGUGUGGACUACUACACCUUGUCUCUCUCCUCAGAUCUUUCGUUCUCCCUCAUGACUGCAGAAGAGCAGCCCCUUCAGCCCCUUCAGCUUCGUAAUAACUCCGCUUUCGUGUCGGUUGCCUUUUUGCCUCCGCCGAGACGCCCGUAUGGAAGGGAAGAAGCCCACCACCCCCAUCAGUGGGGAGGGACUGCGGUGCGUGCGUUAUUGUCCACCUGCCCCUUCAAGGCCAGUCGCGUCUCCUCGCUUUCUUUGGCUUGGCACCGAUGAGGCGUCAUUCCGAUAUUUACUAAAGACGGAGGAACGGUGUCUCGAGCAGCCCGAUGGCACAUUCGAUAUUGUGUUUAUAAGCUGUGCAGACGGAUCCUAAAAUGGAGAACUGAAGUUGCCUUUUUUGAAGAGACAUUCACUGGAUUAGGGAGGCAAACUCAAAACAUGUAUAAGCUUUCUCUCAUAGUAGCGCUAUGUCCAAAUCACUGCAGUUAUCCAGGGUAGGCCUCAUCAGCAACGUGUUGUUGUUCGUUUGAGGUGGAUAUAAGAGGAAAAAAAACGGAUCAGCUGUGCACAGUCAUUGUUUGCUUCUGUUUCUUUGCCAAUAAUCAUUGUUUUUGUCUUUGUUUUGUUUUGGUUGGCCUUCUGAGUCUUUGAGUAGACUGUUUUACUGUAUCUGCUGCUUUUGAAGUGCAAUGCCACUCCCAGCCUAUGAUGAUUUGUCGCAAUCCAAAGGGUCUGGUCACCCUCAUGAAAAAAGAGAAUUAAUCAGCAUAGUAACGUUAAUCAGGUAAGGCAUUUUUUUUUGUUGACAUUUUUGAGGGCCUGCAUCCUUACUGUCUGAAGUCUGAUAGUCAACCUGAAUUGUGUUUCCUAGUCUGGCGAAUACUGCUCUUGCUUAGUGUGCCUCUAGGUUGGUAAGCCCAAACUACUAUUGUACUAACAGCCCAUCACUACAUUUUGCAAUCCUGAAAAGACCAAAAUAUUGUAUUGUUAUAUUAUCAUGGCCAGGAUUCCCACUGAAAUAAUGAACAGCCUCUUGAUUGUGUAUUCAGACUGCUGCUAGCCCUACAGCUACAUUUACAAUUACAACUACAGUUUAGCCAAACAACUGUUUAUUUGUUUGUUUAGGUAAGCUUAAUGCUCAACACCAACAAAGUUUUGCUAAACAGUAAUAGGGUUGACAUUUUCUACCAGUUUAUUGAAUUACAGUAUGCCAGUUUUAAGUUGAAGAAGAACAACAUACCUUUCAUGAGUGCUCCAUCACAUGUACUGUAGUUUAUAAGGAAAGGAUGUGAGUUGCAGAGUUGUUACUGAAACACCAUGAUGGUUUGGAAGGAUAAGGACACUAAAGGAAAAAAAAUACAGAUCUCUGGAUACUUUAGAUUUAAUCGGCGGAAAUGAACUUGCUCUCUGCACAUAUAGAGAUUCAAUGGGACAAUACAGAUUACUGAUUUUACAGGUUACUGAAAGGGAACUCUUGUUUCGCAGAGGCAUUUCUUCCUGUGCAUAUUACAGGACGACUGCACUGAUCUCUUCAGCAGCUCUUCAGCAGUGUUGUUUUGCUGACUACACUACACUUCAGAGCGGUACUGUUUUCUUGUUGUGACGGAGCUUGGCAAACAUAACGAAUACUAAAAGACUGUACUCUGUGUGAUAUAUCAAUUGAUGUACAUCAUGUGCAGUGCAUAAGUAUUUAUUAAGAAUCAAAUUAGAAAAUCACUCACAUUUUAAAAAUCAAACCAUGUUUAAGUGGUCAACGUCCCAGAACAAAUGUUGUUAGUUAGUACAGUGUUUGCUUUGAAACCCAGAAGAACCUAAUAGUUCACAUGAGGUCAUCAUAUAUUUUCAUGGGCCGUAACCAUUUAUUUUGUUACAUUUCAAAACUCACGGAAGUGUAUAAGACUGUAAUAAACAACAGUGAUCUUUGGUAAUUUCUGUCAUAAGAACUUUGUAACUACAGUAGGUAGCUCUCGUACUAACAAAGAAAUGCUUUUAGGGACAGUCCGUCUAGACUUUUAGCUGGGUGUCAGUUCUGUUUGAUGCACAUUAUCUGGGUAAGGCACACCCCCCUCUCUUUCUCUCUCUCUCUCUCUCUCUCAGACUAAGCACUUGGGGACAUUAGCAUAGCAGUCACAGAAUUGAUGAAUCCUUGUCUACAAAUGUUGCCUUACAGCAAAAAGGAAACUCUGUAUGUGUAGCUUCAUUUUAAAAAAUUGUAUGUUCAAUAAAAGUGUGUCUACAUGACUUUGCUUUUAAGUAAAGAAAAAAUGACUGAGGCUAUUAACGUCUAUCCUCAAGGAUCGCUGUUUUGGCAGUUCUGUUCAUUUUUAGUCAGUUGUAACUCAGUAUUUUGUCAGUGUUGUCAAUCCUCAGCUUUAGUCUCCCAUGAUUAAAGUGGGUAUUAAAUUCAAAACCUCCACAAGGGGGUGAUACUUGAGUGAUCAGCUUUAAUAACCUCAGGAAUAUGAUUUUUUUGCAUUGUCCAAUAUCCCCUAUUCUCCUUAAAGAAUGUUUCCUAUAGAAAUGUGAACUUCUGUCUUUUAUACAUACAUGGAGCACUUUGUUUUUCUUUGUUUUAUUUUGAUGAUGUUUUUGUUUAACUAUCACACUAUUAAAAGUGCACAUAUCCUCACA
Molecule: messenger RNA, 6123 nt
Organism: Alosa sapidissima (American shad)
Lineage: Eukaryota; Metazoa; Chordata; Actinopteri; Clupeiformes; Clupeidae
Gene: dennd1a
Product: DENN/MADD domain containing 1A
Exons: 24
Coding region: 125-3208 (1027 amino acids)
Biological process (GO): endocytic recycling; endocytosis
Cellular component (GO): cytosol; clathrin-coated vesicle
Molecular function (GO): guanyl-nucleotide exchange factor activity; phosphatidylinositol phosphate binding
Source: RefSeq, a predicted model, not a curated record